Sphaeramia orbicularis (orbiculate cardinalfish) is the source of this 2082-nucleotide messenger RNA. It is a transcript of the gene degs2, whose product is annotated as delta(4)-desaturase, sphingolipid 2. The transcript has 3 exons. Gene Ontology annotation, cellular component: membrane. NCBI's taxonomy places the organism in Eukaryota, Metazoa, Chordata, Actinopteri, Kurtiformes, Apogonidae. Gene Ontology annotation, molecular function: sphingolipid delta-4 desaturase activity. Gene Ontology annotation, biological process: ceramide biosynthetic process; sphinganine metabolic process. The record is from RefSeq and is a predicted model, not a curated record. The coding region runs from base 48 to 1016 and encodes 322 amino acids.
UAACGCCACAGAGCAGGUUGUUCACACACACAGAGGAGAGGACAGACAUGGGGAAGACAGGUGGAAGAGGCGACUUUGAAUGGGUCUACAAUGACCAGCCGCACACGUCGAGGAGGAAAGAAAUACUUGCCAAGUAUCCAGAGAUCAAGUCACUGAUGGGUCCAGAUCCACAGUUGAAGUGGGUGGUAUCAGGUAUGGUCCUGACCCAGCUCCUGGCUUGCUACCUGGUCCGUGACCUCUCCUGGAAGUGGAUCUUCUUCUGGGCCUAUGCCUUUGGUGGCUGCAUCAACCAUUCUUUGACCCUGGCUAUCCAUGACAUCUCUCACAACGUGGCAUUUGGCAACAAGCUGGCAAAGUGGAACCGCUGGUUUGCCAUGUGGGCCAACCUACCCAUCGGGGUGCCUUACUCCGCUUCCUUCAAGAAGUAUCACAUCGAUCACCAUCGGUAUCUGGGAGGGGACAAGCUGGAUGUCGACAUCCCGACUGACUUUGAGGGAUGGUUCUUCUGCACCCCGGCCAGGAAGGUGCUCUGGCUCUUCCUCCAGCCCUUUUUCUACGCCCUGCGCCCAUUGGUGGUCAAUCCUAAACCAGUGUGUACGCUGGAGGUCCAGAAUGCAGUGGUUCAGCUCACAGUAGACUUAAUUAUCUUCUAUCUUUGGGGGCUGAAGCCCAUUGUUUACCUCAUUGCUGGGUCUGUCCUGUGCAUGGGACUGCAUCCUAUUUCUGGACAUUUCAUCGCUGAGCAUUACAUGUUUCUAAAAGGACAUGAGACAUAUUCCUAUUAUGGACCACUGAACUUGAUCACAUUCAACGUUGGAUAUCACAUGGAGCACCAUGACUUCCCAAGCAUACCUGGCAGUAAACUACCUCAGGUCAAGCAAAUUGCAGCUGAGUAUUAUGACACCUUGCCUCAACACACUUCCUGGACCCGGGUAUUAUGGGACUUUGUGUUUGAUGACAGCAUCGGCCCCUAUGCCAGAAUUAAACGAGAGUACAAGCUCAGCAAGCAGGGGUAGAUCUGUGACUGAUUACAUCCUCUUUACACAGGAAUGUGAAUUUCACUUGGAUCACUAUGGAAUGUCAUUAUAGUUUCUGGUUUAAAUGUUUAGUCCACAGUGGUCAUCUUCAAUCAAUUCUAGACCCGGAGUUAACAGAUGGGAAAUCAAUGUGCACAUUUCAGAUGCAUAAAUAUACACAGAGUUCACUUAAAUGGGAAGAAAAUCCAGAUUUUCUUAUCUCAUUAUUUAUUUGGGGUUCUUAUUGAACUGGCCUGUCACUGCAAUACAAAGGCACCUUUUUUUGCACAAAAAAAAAAAAAAAAAAAGAUAAUAGAAUACUGUGUCAUCUGCAGUUUGAGACAAUAAAUUGUAUUGAACAGAAAAUUUCCUCAUGGUAAAGGUCGAAAAUGUUCUCAUGGGUUUCAUCACUGCUUCUGUGAAACUUCCUCCUUUAGCCCAUGCAUGUUGUUAAGCCUUUUUAAGAAUUUUUGAAUACGACAAAGGUGCACAAAGCCUCUCAGAUUACCUAAUAUAAUUUCACAUCUAUCACACAGAACAGUGCUGAAGUGGAAAAUGAGCAUUGAAACUUACCUUUUAGUAAGAGGAGCCUUUUUUUCCGUGACGCCCUUUUUGCUUUUAUGCAGCUUCUUCUUGCUGUGAAGUGUUUAAAUCACUUGAUUACAUAAAUAAAUAUACAAGGGGUGGACAUAACAACAAAAACACAAUAUCCCUCAAAAGGGUCUUACCCCUUUUUGACUCCGUUUCCUACUAUCUGAUUUUCCUUUGUCACAAUUUCAAGAAAUAGUUACAAUUUCCCCUGUGUGCCAGGUUCAACGCCACAUAGGUGGAAAAUAAAAAUAUGAAUACUUGACAUUUUUAUGUUGUGAGUAUUUAAAGCAAUGCUAGAAAGCACAAAAUGGCAUAUUUGUUUCUGUUGUUUUGUCCACUUGUACAUAGGACUUAAUGUUUUUGCUGUGAUAGCGUCAUUUCUGUUGUUUAUAACCCUUUGGGGUUUGAGCCUGUUUUGGCCAUUAUUGAACACUUUUGAUUUUGCUUUAUAUACCACAUAAAAAUGUUUACCAUA